Molecule: messenger RNA, 886 nt
Organism: Salpingoeca rosetta
Lineage: Eukaryota; Choanoflagellata; Craspedida; Salpingoecidae
Exons: 7
Coding region: 54-650 (198 amino acids)
Source: RefSeq, a predicted model, not a curated record
CACGACUGUGCGCAAACGAAGAAAGACUUUCAGUCAAGCAGGCGAGGAGGAAAAUGAGUGGCUGUGUGCGAGAGGAGGUCGACACGCUGACCCGCGAGUAUGAGUGGCUUGUCGCCACUGAGCUCCCAUCCAUGUUCAAGGACAUUGGCCGCUUGCUGGAGGCCAUUGUGGCCCAGCUUGCGCCGGAUCCAAGGACCACGCGGCCAUCCCGAAUUCCCAUCAGUUGCCCGAAUGGCCAUCUGCGUGGACACGUGGUUGUUCUUGGGGCCUGCGUGACCCAAGCGGAAGUGGAGCGCCGCCUGCCCAAGAAGGGAAACACAUCAGGAAACCCAACAGAGUUUUCCACCCGAAUUGACUCCGACACACCUUACCAUGAGGUGCGGCAGGCCAAGCAGCCGUUCAUGCUUGGCGGGUCGAUGAAAGGGUACGUCUUCAAGCACCGCGACACGUGGAUGGUUGUUGACGCAGAGGAGAUUGGCCUGUGCGAAGUGCCCACGUUUUCUUCCGUCCUGGGCCUCCUUCACGACGCACAGCACCUCACCCAGGCCGUCACGAGUCAACUAUCUGUGUUUCAGGCACUGGAUGCAGACCUGCAGCGGCAUGGACACGUUCGCGGCCUCAACAGCCCAACGACAGUCGAGACAGCUUGACUUCGCCCACAAGCAUGUUCGUUUUAGUGCCUGUUUGUAGGUGCUCCCACCUCUCUGUCGCCCCUCUCUGCUCUAACUUGGGCGUUUCGCUCUUCAACAUCUCUUUGAAUCUCUCUCCUUCGUGUCUUCCUCUGUACAUAUGACACAGUUCCACUAAAUUCGUUUGUGGCAUUGUAUUGCUGAUGACAGUCAGUUAUCGAAGCAUCAUAACUCAAAACAACAAAAAAAGUAACGUG